ACAUCAUCUUUUCUGCAUUUUCUCACCAAUUAUGUGUUCUUAGAAUUCUAUUUAAAACAAGAAUUUAUUCAAUAUAACCGAGCAUCAUCAAAGCAUCAUCAAUUCAUCAAAUAUCAAUCUAUCAAGUCACUUUUCUUACCAUACAUAAAGUAAGUCAUUUUUUCUUACUAUUAAAAUUUUACCCCCUAGGCCAAAUGUUGGAUACCCCUAAUGUUUGGUAUCAAGCCCAAACUCUUAAAGCCCAACUCAGGUUUGGUCAAAUAAUAAACAAGUUUCUGAAUCAAAAUCAAAAUUCCCCAAUUUCAAUUCUGGACUAGUAGUGCAUAAACCCUCGUCUCCAGCUUUUAGGGUUUGCGGUUGAAAAUGGACGGCGAGGAGUUGACUGAACAGGAGACCGCUCUUUACGAUCGCCAAAUUAGGGUUUGGGGCGCUGAUGCUCAGAGAAGGCUGAGCAAAGCUCAUAUACUAGUCUGUGGAAUUAAUGGGACUACUGCCGAGUUUUGCAAGAACAUUGUACUAGCAGGAGUCGGUAGUUUGACACUGGUGGAUGAUCGGGUAGCGACCGAAGAGGCCCUUUCUGCUAACUUUUUGAUACCUUGUGAUGAAAGCGUGUAUGGUGGGAAAACUCUAACCGAGCUUUGUCGCGAUUCUCUGAAAGAUUUCAAUCCGAUGGUUCGUGUUUCUGUGGAGAAAGGUGACUUGUCAAACUUUGGUGGUGAGUUCUACAGCAACUUUGAUGUUGUGGUCAUCAGUUGUUGCUCUCUCUCUACAAAAAAACUGAUCAAUGAAAAAUGCCGAAAGUUAUCAAAGCGGGUUGCAUUUUACACAGUUGAUUGUAGAGACUCUUGUGGUGAAAUUUUUGUUGAUCUGCAACUCCAUAAAUACUCAAAGCAAAAACUGGAGGAAACAAUUGAAUGUGAGCACAAUUAUCCAAGUUUUGAGGAUUCAAUUUCAGUACCUUGGAAAGCACUUCCCAGAAAAAUGUCAAAGCUGUACUUUGCUAUGCGAGUGAUAGAGAGGUUUGAAGAAGCUGAGCAACGUAAACCCGGAGAAGUAUCAAUUGCAGAUCUUCCUGGUGUUCUGAAAUUGAAGAAGGAAUUCUGUGAAUCACAGUCGUUGAAGGAAUCUCAUAUUCCUGAUGCCCUCCUUGAAAGAUUGGUGACAGAUCCAAGAGAAUUUCCUCCUGUUUGUCCCAUCAUUGGUGGGAUUCUGGGGCAGGAGGUUAUCAAAGCAAUAUCAGGCAAAGGAGAACCUCUCAAGAAUUUCUUCUUCUUUGAUGCUAUGGAUGGAAAGGGCAUCAUAGAGGACCUAUCAAACUUUAGCACCGGAAGCUGAGCAGCCUUGUAGAGAGGGAUUUGAUUGUUCAAAGGGUUGAAAGUAGGACAGUCCUAACUGCCAUAUAGUGUUGGUAAUAGAAUUUUCAGGAGGCUUGACCCCUCUUCAGGUAGCUUAUAAAAAUCCUACCUUUCCGGUUCGGAUUCUGAUUACUCAUCCGUUGCUCAGACUGUAUUUGCUAGUGAACCUUACACUACAACAUUCAAUGAUUGGCAAUGUAUGUUCACAGUCAUAGUUACGAGUCUGAGUGCAUUGUUCAUCGGGUUAUCCAACUGUUAAACAAGUUCAUGUCUUGAUGUUUCUUUCAUUUGUAUGAGAAUCGACAUUUGAAUCUGAGUAUUUGGUCCCUCAAAACUUAAUGGAGCGUAUAUUACUAUGUUG
Molecule: messenger RNA, 1716 nt
Organism: Fragaria vesca subsp. vesca
Lineage: Eukaryota; Viridiplantae; Streptophyta; Magnoliopsida; Rosales; Rosaceae
Product: SUMO-activating enzyme subunit 1A-like
Exons: 11
Coding region: 364-1335 (323 amino acids)
Biological process (GO): protein sumoylation
Cellular component (GO): SUMO activating enzyme complex; cytoplasm
Molecular function (GO): SUMO activating enzyme activity
Source: RefSeq, a predicted model, not a curated record